Messenger RNA from Macrosiphum euphorbiae (potato aphid), 366 nucleotides. The record is from the annotation of a GenBank genome assembly. NCBI's taxonomy places the organism in Eukaryota, Metazoa, Arthropoda, Insecta, Hemiptera, Aphididae.
AUGUCAGAACACUCAGAACUAAAUUCACGUUUUCAUGAAAAUAAUGAUUCAGUUAUUUCUAAUUUGAAAUUAAUCAUUCCUAAAUAUUAUUUUGCCUGUGAAACUUCAGACGAUAAAAUAUUGAAUACGGCUCAGACAUAUGAAGCAGAUUUACCUCAUAGUAUUGAAGCACUACGCGGUGAGUUAAAUUUAUGGAAACAAUUUUGGAAAAAUAAGUCAGAAAAGGCUGAUUCUUCAAUGGAAGCUUUUAAAUAUGCAUCUAUGUUUCCUAACAUUAAAUGUCUUUUAACAAUUCUCAGUGUCAUACCUAUAACAACAGCAAGUGCUGAAAGGUCAUUCAGUUCUUUAAAAAGGAUUAAAACUUAA